ACGACGAACAAGUGACACUCAGUGAGUCUCAGCUGACUCUUGGUAAACACGAGCCAGUAGAAGUUCUUAGUUUUUACAUAUUUUCAUUAAUUAUUCAUCAAGAUGGCCAACCGUGCUAUUGCUCACAGACGUAAAUGGGCCCUAGACUUGGCUGGCCGGAGAGGAGAGCGUGGUAGUGACAACCUGCCUGCCCCGCCUGGUUAUAGAAGUUCAGUGAAUCAGGUUCAUGCUGAGGCCAACAGACAGGGCGACCCAAACCUGGUUAUUAAGAAAGCCUGGGACACGGCACUCAGUCCUCUUAAGUCUGUACCAAUGAACCUGUUUUUGAUGUUCAUGGCAGGAAGCAGCAUCAGUAUAUUUCCCAUCAUGAUGGUAGGCAUGAUGUUGUUGCGGCCAAUCAAGGCACUCUGGGCUACAAAUGCUACUUUUAAAACCAUUGAGGGGACACAUGCUGGCCUACAGAAACUCAUCUAUCUGUUGGGUAAUCUGGUUAAUGUUGGUCUGGCAGUAUACAAAUGUCAUAGUAUGGGUAUUCUUCCAACCCAUGCCUCUGACUGGCUGGCCUUCCAAGAACCUGCUAUCCAGAUGGAGUUCUCACAUGGUGGAAUGACGCUCUUGUAGGCCACAUGCAGGGAUCAGAGGAUAGACAUUUAAGGUUUUUAUUGUACUCUAGCAUUAUUUUUACUUUGAAUUUUACAAGAAGUUAUGUUUAUGUCUGAAUAUAACUUUGUUUAUGUUGGUACCCAAAGAUCUGAAUGCCAAGUAUAAUUUAUUCAAAAUCCUGCUUCUCUGUAAGUCAGUGAUACACUGUAGUGUUCUCUUCACAAGGGAUGGGUUUUUGGGUCAAUUCCCACCCAGAGUGCAGGUGCAGAUGAUGGAACAACCCUUGUGUGGAAUAACAUCCUGUUAAGGCAGUUGGGUAAUUCAUUAAUUGCUAAAUGUUAGGAAGUGGUAACAGCAUCUGCACAACCAUCCUAUACAGUAUGACGGCAGAAAAAGUUUUGUGAUGGUGAAAUAAUAAAUCAAAAGAAAGGUGAGAUUAUUAAGUACAUAGUUACAAGGAUGAAAAAAAAGAAAGAUUUAAAAUAAGGUGCAGACUUAAGUGACCAGAGAGCAAUCUUCAGAUAAAGAGCAUUAGAGGGAUGCCAUGUAACUGUGUUGUAUGAUGACUCAAAUGGGCCCCAACCUAAUCAUUAGGAUUGUCUAGUUCAGUUGGUUAGAUUGGGGCCUACUAGGAUUGGGUCCAUUUUACCCACAACCAUGUUACUUUUCCAUUGUACUGAAAAGUUUUUAAGGAAAUGCAUUUCUAAGUGUAAUGGAUGCCUGUAGCCAUAUAUCCAUGUAUGUAUUUGUUGUGGUGUAUUUGACUGAAUGAAACUGAUGACAGAUUAAAAAUUAUUUGAAAAUAAGUUGCACAGUACUGUUCAAUGUUACAGUAUAUGGGUUAUGAAAUAGUAAUAUUGGGCUAUCUUGUAGGUACAGUACUUUACUUUCAAUCUGCAUAUUCCACCUUUGACAUUGUUUCAUUUGAAUGUGUAACUUCUUAAGUACAGUAUAAUGACACCAUUUGGUAUGAUGCUGUACUCAAGCGGUUCACCAGUCUCUCAUGGUACGGUAGGUGCAUUUUAUGCCAGUAUAAAUUCAACUAAAAGUAAGUUUAUUAAAGGGUAAUGACUACAGGACUGAAUGCAGACUGUAAGAUAUGUACGAGUAGUAUGAUAGUUUUCACCAUGAACUUUUAGAUAUUGUCUGUUUGUAGUUACAGUACAUUAUUACAUUAUUGUAUUUGAAUAUUUAUUGAAAAUAAAAACUGGAACACUCA
Messenger RNA from Homarus americanus (American lobster), 1822 nucleotides. It is a transcript of the gene EMC4, whose product is annotated as ER membrane protein complex subunit 4-like. The record is from RefSeq and is a predicted model, not a curated record. The coding region runs from base 103 to 621 and encodes 172 amino acids. Gene Ontology annotation, cellular component: EMC complex. Lineage: Eukaryota; Metazoa; Arthropoda; Malacostraca; Decapoda; Nephropidae. Gene Ontology annotation, biological process: protein folding in endoplasmic reticulum. The transcript is spliced from 4 exons.